GCACAGUGGAAGAGAGAGAGAGAAAAUAUCAAGGAAUUUUUAUUCCGUUUAUCAGUUUAUCGAAUCAUAUUAUCGGUCAAUGAGAUGUUGCGACUUCACAAAGUGUACCAUCGUUUAUCUCUCCUCCAUUUCUCGCCAUUAUCGCUCCCUUCUUCUCUUCCUUCCUCUCUCUCCCCUCCUGCCGCUGCUGCCUCUAACGGCACCGUUUCUUCCUCUGCUGCAAUCACUACUUUCGCUGAUUACGAAGAUGACUCGAGCUUAGGAGCGGGGUAUCGUGUUCCUCCACCUGAGAUCAAGGACAUUGUCGAUGCACCACCAGUUCCUUCAUUGUCAUUUUCUCCACUUAGAGAUAAAAUUCUUUUUCUGAAGCGAAGAGCCUUACCUCCACUCUCAGAAUUAGCAAGACCGGAGGAGAAGUUGGCUGGUGUACGUAUUGAUGGAAAAAGUAAUUGUAGGAGUCGUAUGUCUUUUUACACUGGUAUAGGGAUCCAUCGGAUUCUUCCGGAUGAUACACUAGGCCCAGAGACUGAAGUUCAUGGUUUACCCGAGGGUGCAAAGAUAAAUUUUGUUACUUGGUCUCCAGAUGGCUGUCAUUUAUCUUUUAGCAUUCGUGUGAAUCAAGAGGACGGUGAUAGCAGUAAAUUUACAGUAUGGAUUGCAGAUGUGGAAACAGGGAUGGCUAGGCCUUUGUUUCAGUCACCUGAUAUACACUUGAAUGCAGUAUUUGAAAAUUAUGUUUGGGUAGAUAACUUUUCAUUGUUAGUUUGCACUAUUCCACUAUCUCGUGGGGCUUUGCCAAAAAAACCUUUGGUUCCCAGUGGCCCCAAAAUUCAAUCUAAUGAGGAGAAAAACAUUAUUCAAGUAAGAACAUUCCAAGAUUUGCUGAAGGAUGAAUAUGAUGAAGAUUUGUUUGACUACUAUGCCAGAUCACAGCUUGUUUUAGCUUCUUUGGAUGGUGCAACAAAGGAAAUUGGUCCCCCCGCUGUUUAUACUUCUAUGGAUCCUUCCCCGGAUCACAAGUAUGUUUUGAUUAGUUCGAUUCACAGGCCAUACUCUUUUACUGUGCCUUGUGGAAGAUUUCCAAAGAAGGUAGAGUUAUGGAGAGCUGAUGGGAAGUUAGUGCGGGAGCUUUGUGACUUGCCCCUUGCAGAGGACAUUCCUAUUGCAUUCAAUAGUGUGCGAAGAGGGAAGCGUUCCAUUAAUUGGAGAUCUGACAAACCAUCUUCACUUUACUGGGUAGAAACUCAAGAUGGAGGCGAUGCAAAGCUUUAUAUUAAUUUUAAUGCUAUGAUCAUCUAUAUCUUGGUUGAUCAUUGGUGUUCCCCAUUUUUCCAUAUCUACAGAGGGAUUUCUUGGUGUGAUGAUUCAUUGGCUUUGGUAUACGAGUCUUGGUAUAAAACACGGCGAAUAAGAACAUGGGUAAUAUCUCCUGGAGCUGAGGACGUGGCUCCACGAAUUCUCUUUGAUCGAUCAUCAGAAGACGUCUACUCUGAUCCUGGAUCUCCCAUGCUGCGGAGAACUCAGGCUGGGACAUAUGUUAUUGCCAGGAUAAAGAAGGAAAAUGAUGAAGGUAGAUAUAUUAUACUGAAUGGAAGUGGUGCUACACCAGAAGGGAACAUUCCAUUCCUUGAUCUAUUUGACAUAAAUAGCGGUAAAAAGGAACGGAUAUGGGAGAGUGAUAAGGAGAGAUACUAUGAAACUGUCGUUGCUUUGAUGUCUGAUCAAGAAGAAGGGGAUCUACAUUUAGAUCUACUGAAAAUUCUGAUUUCAAAAGAGUCAAAAACCGAAAACACCCAGUAUCACUUUGUCAGAUGGCCAGAUAAAAAAUUAGUUCAGAUUACAAGCUUCCCUCAUCCAUAUCCUCAACUUGAAUCAUUGCAGAAAGAGAUGAUCAGGUAUCAAAGGAAAGAUGGGGUUCAACUCACUGCUACCUUAUACCUGCCACCGGGUUACAAUCCAUCAACAGAUGGCCCUUUGCCAUGUCUGGUUUGGUCUUACCCUGGAGAAUUUAAGAGCAAAGAAGCUGCUGGGCAAGUUCGUGGUUCUCCAAAUGAAUUUCCUGGGAUAGGUCCCACAUCAGCCCUUCUUUGGUUGGCUAGAGGAUUUGCAAUUCUAUCAGGACCUACUAUUCCUAUUAUUGGUGAGGGCGAUGAGGAGGCAAAUGAUAGGUAUGUGGAACAAUUAGUUGCAAGUGCAGAAGCUGCUGUAGAGGAAGUUAUUCGGCGUGGGGUUGCUCAUCCAAAGAAAAUAGCUGUUGGUGGACAUUCCUACGGAGCAUUCAUGACUGCCAACCUCCUGGCACAUGCACCUCAUCUUUUCUGUUGUGGAAUUGCUCGCUCUGGUGCUUACAACAGAACACUUACUCCCUUUGGAUUUCAGAAUGAAGAUAGAACUCUUUGGGAGGCCACGAAUACUUAUGUAGAGAUGAGUCCUUUCAUGUCAGCUAAUAAAAUUAAGAAGCCGAUCUUGCUUAUACAUGGGGAAGAGGAUAAUAAUUCUGGAACAUUAACCAUGCAGUCAGACAGAUUCUUCACCGCUCUGAAGGGUCAUGGGGCUCUUUGUCGACUGGUGAUUCUGCCUUAUGAGAGCCAUGGUUAUACCGCCAGAGAGAGCAUAAUGCAUGUUCUAUGGGAAACAGACAGAUGGCUGUACAAAUACUGUGUAUCAAGCAGUUCUGAUGCAGGCUCAGAUUCAGUCAAAGAGAAAGAAAGUAUAGAAACUACAGAUGCUGAAAAGAAAGUUGUUGCUACCAGUGGAGGUGGCGGUAAAGAGGAGUCUGAUAUUGAGUAUGAUGAAGUUCAUUCUCUGCCAAGGUCAUCCUUGUGAAGAAUUCUCAGAACUUUGGCGCCCGCCAAGGAUCAAAAUAGAAGCAUCCAAAAGAUGCACGUGGGAUAUAGAACAGCAACAUGCGUGGGGCUGGAGUGGAGGAUACGAUGAAAUUGACAAGGAUCAUCAUCAUUCAAGUGUGGGAAAGUAUACCCACCAUGUCAUGUCCUUAACAACCUUCCACAGUAUUUCUGGUCGUGGCACUUGCCAAUUCAUAUCUAGAUGGAUUCACCGGGAUGUCUCAUAUAUUGCUUGUUUUCAGAAUGAUAAUUAGCUGCUUUGCCAAUUAAUUUUGCAUUUGGCAAUGCAAUUCGAAUGUAAGAGGAAUAAGCAUUGUACAAACCAAACCAUUUAAUUGAUCCAAUGCAGCUGAACCCUUCUUGCUGCCUUGGUUUUGGAGUUGUGAUUCUUUUCAUUGCA
This is a messenger RNA of Arachis duranensis, 3246 nucleotides long. Its product is annotated as probable glutamyl endopeptidase, chloroplastic. Gene Ontology annotation, molecular function: serine-type endopeptidase activity. Lineage: Eukaryota; Viridiplantae; Streptophyta; Magnoliopsida; Fabales; Fabaceae. The record is from RefSeq and is a predicted model, not a curated record. Gene Ontology annotation, biological process: proteolysis.